AUGGCAUCCGGAGCCGAGUUAGCCAGAAAGGUCGUCCAGGACGUCUCCAGUGAUGAUCUGGACAAGUGGGUGAGAUCUAGUACUCUCACCAACGAGGUGGAAGAGUCGGUAAGAGGUCACAUUCAUCAAGAAUUAACUAGUUGGAUGUUCUUCCGCAAACUCGCGGCCGACUGCUUCCGUACUAACAUUUCCCUUCAUGGGUACGGAAUGCUCUGGGAGCGAUGCGCUCGAGAAUGUCUUAUUGACAUGCAUUGGCUUGAAAAAUAUCUCGUCGCACGGGGAGGCCGAUGUAAGCCUACCGCAAUCGAAGCCACCCAGAUUGAAUGGCCAGACCAUCCAAUCGAACCGCUUGGUCCCUGCAUGGAAGCCUUCCGAGUCCAGAAGAAGCUGAUCGAUGAUAUUGUGCGGCUAAUCGCACUCGCGGACAAGUGUGAGGAUGCAUCCUUGUCUGAUGCUCUCCAAACGCGAUUCCUGCGCAAGCACACCAGACAAGUCAAGAAUAUGGGCGACCUGCUCCAGCAGACUGCACGAGUAUCCAAACAGCCCGGAGUCGGUCUGUAUCAUUUGGAUAAGGAGCUGCGGUGUCACAAGGGUAUUAUUCCCUGGACUUCGACUAAUGAUCCUGACUGCCAGGAUAAGGGCAUGGAAGAAGUUACAAGCUUGAUUAGUGAAGGUCUUGUUCUUGAAGGGAAGACUGCUCAACAUGGACACAAGUAG
Molecule: messenger RNA, 717 nt
Organism: Aspergillus ruber CBS 135680
Lineage: Eukaryota; Fungi; Ascomycota; Eurotiomycetes; Eurotiales; Aspergillaceae
Exons: 3
Coding region: 1-717 (238 amino acids)
Biological process (GO): intracellular iron ion homeostasis; iron ion transport
Cellular component (GO): cytoplasm
Molecular function (GO): ferrous iron binding; ferric iron binding
Source: RefSeq, a predicted model, not a curated record